Messenger RNA from Phragmites australis (common reed), 2522 nucleotides. RefSeq names its product mechanosensitive ion channel protein 2, chloroplastic. NCBI's taxonomy places the organism in Eukaryota, Viridiplantae, Streptophyta, Magnoliopsida, Poales, Poaceae. Gene Ontology annotation, biological process: transmembrane transport. Gene Ontology annotation, cellular component: membrane. The record is from RefSeq and is a predicted model, not a curated record. The coding region runs from base 355 to 2352 and encodes 665 amino acids. The transcript is spliced from 14 exons.
CGUGGCUUCGCCCUUCCACCCGUCGCUCUCGCCCUCCGUCCCUGUGUCGCCGCGCGCGGAGGGCGUUAUCUUCCCCUUCCUCCUGAUUCCUAUUCCCCUCCCUCCCCUCCUUUGAUUCUGCUGGAGAAACCAGUUCCUAUCCCCCAAAUCUCACCGAUUCCUGGCAAGCUCGUGCCCCGUGCCGGGGCUCCAGGCAGCGCUAACAUCCGCCCAUCCCGAGCCGGCGCCGUUGUCCCGCCGCCGGUGCCCAGCCCAGUUGUUUUUGUGUUUCAGGGGUGUAAACUUGCAAAUAUGACCCCUCAGGGACUGAUAGAAGACUGUGUUCAGUUGAUGUGAAUUUUCAUUCCAUUUGAGAUGGCGGUUGGAUUGACAUCUCAGCUGUUCCAAAGAGUGACUGCAACUGACAUAUUUAGCCAAAGGAACAAAUUUAGGAGCCCUGAGAUGAGGAGUUCUCUCCCCUUGUCAUCCACUUCGUUUCCUUCAGUUGCUGAUAGGCAAGAUUGUUGGGGACAUAAUGUAGUGGAGAGUACCUACAGGCCCAUGCUUUAUACGCCUCACAGAUAUAGAGCUUGGGGCUUUAGAUCCUUUGCCUUGCCAGUUUCUUUGCAGGAAAUUCCUCUUAUCAAGAGCACAUCUUUAGCACUAACUAGGUCAUGUGACACUUUACUUGCAAAUCCUGCUACUUCACUUGUGGUCCCUGCAAUCGGAAUUAUCAUGUUUACACUAUGGGGGUUUUUGCCACUAGUGCGGGAUAUUAGAAACCGUUUUGAUCAUGGAGGCAACUGGAAGAAGAGCCCUACGUACUUAAUUUCUACAUCCUACCUUCAACCUCUACUUCUCUGGACAGGAGCAACACUUAUCUGCAGGGGUUUGGAUCCAGUUGUGUUGCCUUCAGCAGCAAGCCAAGCUGUAAAAACGCGCCUGAUAACUUUUGUGAGAUCAUUAUCAACUGUCCUGGCUGUUGCAUAUAUUCUCACAAGCUUGAUUCAUCAGGUACAGAAAUUUCUCGUGGACAUGCGUAACCCCAAUGAUACAAGAAAUAUGGGAUUUGAUUUUACCAUGAAAGCUCUUUAUACUGGUAUUUGGAUUGCUGCUGUUUCUCUCUUUAUGGAGUUGCUGGGUUUCAAUACCCAGAAGUGGAUAACUGCUGGAGGUUUUGGGACAGUAUUGCUUACUCUUGCUGGUCGUGAGAUUUUCACUAACUUCCUCUCGAGUGUAAUGAUCAAUGCAACACGCCCAUUUGUAGUCAAUGAAUGGAUCAAUGCAAAGAUAGAUGGUGUUGAAUUCUCUGGUAUUGUUGAGCAUGUUGGUUGGUGGUCACCAACAAUCAUUAGAGGUGAUGAUCGAGAAGCCAUAUACAUUCCUAACCAUAAAUUUACUGUGUCUAUACUAAGGAAUAACACUCAGAGGACCCAUUGGCGUAUUAAGACCUAUCUUGCUAUAAGCCACAUGGAUGCUGGAAAAAUUGGGAUAAUUGUUGCAGACAUGAGGAAAGUGUUGGCAAAAAAUCCUCAUAUAGAACAACAGAAGCUGCAUAGGAGAGUAUUUUUUGAGAAAAUUGAUCCGAAAAAUCAAGCACUCAUGAUUUACAUAUCCUGUUUUGUAAAGACAUCGCAUUUUGAGGAGUAUCUCAAUGUCCAGGAAGCUGUUAUGUUGGAUCUUCUUAGAAUAGUUGGCCAUCACAAAGCAAGACUUGCUACCCAAAUUCGAACAGUUCAGAAAUCAUAUGGCAAUGCAGACUUUGAUAACAUUCCUUUUGGAGAGGAUAUGUAUAGCCGUGUCCGUGGUCGUCCACUUCUGAUUGAUACGUCUGCAAGAAUCAGUGAUGACAAGUCCAAGCCUCGACCGGUGUCAUCACAUGAGGAGCAGAAAGUCAAGACAAGUGGUUCGGUAGAGACCAAGGCAGUUUCACCUGAAAGUGCUAGUCUAAACAACUCUGAAAAGCAGGAACAGAAAAAAAUGGUACCUGAAGAUGGUCGGAUGAAGAACAGUAAGAAUGAUAAUGUGGUGCCAGUAACACCGUCUUCAGAUCCCGUUACAUCAACUUCUAGGACUGGUAAAGGGAAGACUCAUGAUCCUGAAACCACUGAGCGCCAAGGAGAUGGUUCAGUGUCGGUUGCUAACCCAAAGAAAGAAUCUAGACCUGCCUUUGAAGAUAACAUUGUUCUGGGCGUAGCUCUUGAGGGCUCCAAGAGGACGCUGCCUAUUGAAGAAGGAAUGAACCCUUAUCUAUCACUAUCUGAGACGGAGCAGGACACGGUAGAGGCUGCUUCAUCACCUAUGGAUAAGAAGAGUCAAAGCCCAAAACUUUCAGGUCAAGAGAAAGCUGACCAGAGAAAUAUCGAUAGGUGAUCCAAGUUCAGACUGAAUUUUUAUGAAAGAUUUGUCACCAAGCCUACCUUUUUUGUGCGCUUGUGCAAAUGCAAUCUGUCACACAGCUUUGUUCUAUGUUUAAGGUGUAAAUCGCUGCUGCUGAUCAUUCAGGGAACACAACCUGUUCAAAUAUAUCAUUCAUAUUGCUA